GCCAUGUUUGUGGAUGCUGUGUGCAUUGCUUGCAUGCAUUCAAUGCGCCCGUGGGUCGGGAGGCGAUGCGAAGGCGCCUAUUUCCUUAUUGACACAGGUACAGUCAGUACAGUUGCAUGUGUCCUGGAUGGCGGCCUGCUAUCGUGUGUGAGCCAUCAGGUGGACGGCUCCCUCACGAAGCUGGUACAAAGCUUAACAAAUGAGGGGCGCAACCACGCGAAAUCGGCGGGUGACCUCUAACAAUGGUACAGAACGCAACGAGUGGCAGUGCGUGGAAGCUCAGGUCUCUCAACCCCCUGGAUGUGUCUACAGGUGCCAGCGGCGGCAGGCCGCACUCCAAGCCAAGAUCCAGCAGCACGCCCACACUCUCGCGGCCCUCAACAAAACCCUCAUUCUCCGCUCGGCAGCUGUCGACAACGCCGCGGAAGCCGCGGCUGGUAUCCGCGAACAAAUGGCGGCAUUGAAUGCUCGACUUCGUAAUCUGACGGCCACGCAAGCGGCUUUAUUGCAAGCCCACGAUGCAGACGCCUUCAAGGUGCACCGGCAGAUGGACGAGAUCGCUCGGGCGGCGGAGCUUUCCGCUGGAAGGAUCCUGAAGACCAAUGCCUCACGCCACAUCACUGCGGAAGACCCUCUCCAUAUCGUGGCGCUGAGCAGGCUUGAGGAUAAAAAGCUGGCGGCCUUGAAGUUGACGCUCGACAAAAGCCUUAACGACUCUCAGGCCGAGCUCAACGCAACCAUGAGCCUCCAGCAUAUGACCCUUCACGAGCUGCAGAUGAACCUGACACGGCUCAAUGCAAAGCUGGAGGUGGAAGCCAAGAUGCUCGCUUCGAAGAAGCAGCUGGCGGCUGUCAUGGAGCACCAAUUUAUCUGGACAAAGCGGGUGAUGGACGUCGAAAAGACUCUCUUGGAGCGCAUCAAACAGAGCUGCGACUUCAUCACCGGUGCAGGGAUGGCCCUGGCUGCACAGCGAAAAGAGGAGAUCGAUCAACUCCGCAGAAUCAAGCGGGCGAUUGCAGACGAUAUGACAGAGAUGAAGCCUCGGCCGGCGACGGUCAGCCUACUGCAGAUCCAGCUGCACAUCGAGGCCGCCAGCAAGAGCACAAGCAGCACAGCGCCUGACCACCUGACGCUCGCCAAGGCCACUCUAGAAAAGCUGAUACAGAGACGCGUGUCUGAUAUCGGGAACGCUCAGGCUGCGACGGAUGAGAGGGCGGCUUCCUGUUGGAAGGAGCGUGAGCGGUAUUUGGAGGAGGCUACGCUGCUGCAGAGGGAGAUGGCUCAUCUAAAGGAUCAGCUGAUAGAGGAAACAGCCGACUUGAGAACCCUGAGGGCCGCCCUUGUCACCACCGAACAAGACCAACACGAAUUGGAAAAAGAAGCCAAAGUGGACCGCAGCCACUUCUCUGGUGCCCUGUCUCGGCUCUCUCACGUGCAGAAACACCACCAGCUAGCCGCCGGGGUCCUCCAACAAAUGGCCAAGUAUGUCUCCAGGUCCGCAUCUCUCACGGCCACUCGCCUCGACAAGAAAGCCGCCGCCUCCACUGCUCUCCGCACUCAUGCCGAGGCGCGACAAAGAGCCCUCAUGACGAAAGCAAAGGCCACAACUGCGCUCAUCAAGUCGUCCAUUUCGGCGGUCGAUGCGUCGACAUCCUCACUCGAGGCAUCACUUGAGACGGCAGGGAGGCUCUUGGAUGAGGUCUAUGCUGCCGGCCAUUCUGUAGUGUCUGAGCAGCGACGCAUGGCUGGCCAUUUGAGGGAUGCUAUCGGGGCUCAGAAGCUUGUCAUCGAAGCGACCAAGGCGGCCAUCUUGGACCGAAGCGGCCAGCUGGAGGAGUGGAAACAUACAUCGGCGGCCACUGAGGCAGACUGCAGCGAUGCUGGCGAAGAGAAGGCAGCGAGCACUUCCCUGGCCACUCAGGAGACACAGCGACUGCGGCACGUGCUGGACAUUCUCUCCGGCAAAGCAGCCACUGAUGAAGCAAGCACUCAAACAAAAAGGCCACCUUCUUCGGGGAAGGCAAAGACGUCACCCACCACGCCGCAGCAAGGUGAUAGCACUUCUCCGGCACUGGCUGUCGACUCUGUUGACGACGCUCUUGCUGCCGCCGCUAGGGAGAUGGAUGUCUAUUAAGGGACAAACACGGAGAGAGUGUGUGGCGUGUGAUCGCAGACAGACAUGAAGACGAGAACGAGCGAGUGACGACGAUGCAGGUGUGGUGUGGUAGUGAUGUCAAUGUCGGUUCUCUGCACAACUGACUGAUUCUCUCAGACUCUUGCGCGUCCGUGACGCAUUGCAUUCACACACAUAGAU
Vitrella brassicaformis is the source of this 2314-nucleotide messenger RNA. Lineage: Eukaryota; Vitrellaceae. The record is from the annotation of a GenBank genome assembly.